AGGAGGGGAGGGGAUGGGAUGGGAUCCUCCUCCUGCCUGUCACAGCCUGUGCCUGUCCCCUCCUCCUGCCCGUCCCCGCCUCCUCCCUGUCCCCGCCCGCUGCCGCCGUCCCGCCGACCAUGCCGCUGGAUCACCGCCGCCUGUGCGGCCCGGAGGAGUCGCAGCCGCCCUCUCUGUGGGCAGCGCUCGCGGCCGAGGAUGAGGACGAGGAGGGCGCGGGGGCCGCGCCGCGGGACCCCUGCUCCCUGCGGCCGCUGUUCGCGCGGGCCGGGCUGCUGAGCCAGGCUCAGGGCUCGGCCUACGUGGAGCUGGGCAGCGGCACCAAGGUGCUCUGCGCCGCCUGGGGCCCGCGGGAGGCGGCCGAGCCCGGGCCGGGCCGGCUGCUGUGCGAGUUCCGCCGGGCGCCCUUCGCGGGCCGCGGGGCUCGGGGCCGGCCGGGCGGGCUGGCGGAGCGGGAGGCGGAGCGGGAGGCGGCGGCGGCGCUGCGGGAGGCGCUGGAGCCGGCGGUGCGGCUGGGCCGGUACCCGCGGGCCCGCCUGGCCGUCAGCGCGCUGCUGCUGCAGGACGGCGGCUCGGCCCUGGCCGCCGCCGUCAGCGCCGCCGCCCUGGCGCUGGCGGACGCCGGCGUGGAGAUGUACGACCUGGCCGUGGGCUGCGCGCUCUGCCGCCCGCCCGCCGCCACAGCCGCCGCCUGGAUGCUGCAGCCCGCGGAGCCCGAGGAGCGCCGCGCCGCCGCCCGCCUCACGCUCGCCCUGCUGCCCGCCCUCAACCAGGUGUCGGCCGUGCUGGGCGGCGGCCAGGGCGGCCCCCCCGAGGACUGGGCGCAGGCCCUGCGGCUCGGCCUCGACGGCUGCCACCGGCAGUACCCGGUGCUGCGGCAGAGCCUCCUGCGGGCCGCCCAGCGCCGCGAUGCCGCCGCUGCCGCCGCCGCCGCUGCCUCUGUGGCCUGAGCGCCCGCGGGACCCGGGUGCCCCGGUCUGGGGAUGGGAUCGUCUCCCAGAGCCCGUCCAAGCUGCCUUCGGUGCUGCCAGAGACCCCUGGAGCCUGCCUGAUCCGCGCCUCGCUGUUGGGGAUUGAAAUAAGUUUGCUUUUAGAACAUUAGAAGUUUAUUAAGUUUAAUUCUAACUACUGGAGACCACCACGGACCCAGCUUGUUCCACACCUCAUGCUGCCAGAGACCACGGACCCAGCCUGUUCCAUGCCUCGUGCUGCUGGAGACCCCAUGAGCCAACCCUCGUGCUGCUGGAGACCCCCUGCUCUCACACAGCUGAAGGCCCAAGAACUCUGGUGAAGGACACUGGUGUCUACACCCCCCACACCACUGGAGAGCCCCCCAAAAGCAUAUUGCUGUGUGGCAGACAUUCCUAACUGGCACCACAGGGCCCAAACAGCCUGGCGUGCUGCUGGAGCCCCCAAAAACAGCCUCCAUACUGUCUCAGCAGCCAGAGCCUGCCUGAGACUUCCCUUCAAGCAGCUGCUGGCACUGCAGGACCCCCAUGUCUCACCAUGGGGUGGCCCCGGCACCAGGCUGAGACCCUCACACCGAGCUCCCCACCACAACCAUCUGUGCAGGCAGGGUUCAGUCACCCCUGGGCAGGAACCACACCGUGGCAUGGACUGCACAUCCCUUGGGCCUCCUGCCCAGGCAGUGCUUCAGGGCAGCAGAGUUGUGUUUUGUUGGCUUUUUUUCAUAGUAAUAAAUCAUUUGUUUUCUGGUGA
This is a messenger RNA of Pseudopipra pipra, 1719 nucleotides long. It is a transcript of the gene EXOSC6, whose product is annotated as exosome component 6. Gene Ontology annotation, cellular component: nuclear exosome (RNase complex); nucleolus; cytoplasmic exosome (RNase complex). Lineage: Eukaryota; Metazoa; Chordata; Aves; Passeriformes; Pipridae. The record is from RefSeq and is a predicted model, not a curated record. Gene Ontology annotation, biological process: U4 snRNA 3'-end processing; nuclear mRNA surveillance; rRNA catabolic process. Bases 120 to 950 code for a protein of 276 amino acids. The transcript has a single exon.